Messenger RNA from Nilaparvata lugens (brown planthopper), 2832 nucleotides. Its product is annotated as protein HGH1 homolog. The transcript has 7 exons. Bases 271 to 1386 code for a protein of 371 amino acids. NCBI's taxonomy places the organism in Eukaryota, Metazoa, Arthropoda, Insecta, Hemiptera, Delphacidae. The record is from RefSeq and is a predicted model, not a curated record.
GUUUCUCAGUCACAGUGAAAGAGUGCAUUGAAUUCCCAGCGUGUUGUCUAUUCUGUUUUUCGAUUAGGAACGUGCAUUUUAUUUAUUGAAUUUAAUCUAUUCUGUAAGUGUUAUUGGUAAUCCAAGUCUCUGAGAAUCCUCCACUUGAUUUAACCGUUAACAAUAUGCUUUAGAAUAUUAUCAGUACUGGGAAAUAUUAUUUCUUCGUUUUGAGAGUGAGGUUAUGUCCGCAUUGUGCAGUUGUUAAUUGAUAAUAUUUUGAAAAUCGAAAUGGAGAAUAAGGAACCCAUGGAAGAAAUUGCUUUGCUUUUCGCAAAAGGAAAUGAUGACAUCAAAUCCGUGGCAUGUAAAGAAAUAUUAUCCUUGUCGGGAACAGAAUCAAUGAUUGACGGCUUGAUUAAUGUGCAUCACAUUAUUUAUCCAGAACUCGUCAAGUUGAUGGAAAGUGAUAAUGAGCUCGCUAUGAAGGCUGGCUCCAUAUUGGUCAACUUAUCAUCUCACCCCAAGGGAACCCAAGCUCUUGUUGGUUUGGAAUGCUCGUCUCAUAAGGGGUGUCGUCCAUCAGUGCUGCGAUCGUCACUGAUUGGACGCUGCGUUGAGCACAUUUGUAACGCCAAUUCCAAAUUGGCCGAUAUCUGCUCAAUGAUACUGUCCAACAUUUCGCGAGACCUGUCCUGUGUUCAACUGCUAAGCGAGGAAUUGGACGAGAGUAUCCUCAAGAGACUCAUGGAUGUUCUGUUCAAGCAAGACUUCAAUAAAGUUGGUUGUGAUCUGCAGCAUCUGGCCAAUGUGUUCGCCAACAUCGCUCAAAGCCCUGUCAUCCGUUCGUACAUCAUUCAUAGAGCUGAGGAGUUCAAGAGAAACUUUUUGAGCUCCAUGCAUUCAGUGGAACUUUUGGGGAAUGAGAAUAAAUUCAGGAAGCGUGGAUUGCUGGCAUUGUACAGAAAUCUGGCUCUCAAUAAAGAGGAUCAUAAAUUGCUGAUGGAUGGUGAUGUAAUUCGGAUGUUUACAUCAGCCUUAUUCACUCUGGUCAACUCUCUUAAGUAUGAUCACGACAGCCACUCCGAAGUUACAAGGAAAUUGAUGGACCCUGAACUUUGCAUUCUGCUGCUUGAAACCCUGUUGAUUUUUUGUGCUACAAAACGGGGCCGUAUCAUCAUGAGAGAAUGCGAUGUGUAUGUGGCUCUCAAGGAAGUGCACAGUACUUCAACAGAUAAAGCCAUCGAAAUCGCAACCGAGAAAAUCGUUGACAUUCUCAUCAGAACGGAAGAGGAAAUCGGUAUCGACGAUUACUUGGAUCUCGAAAUUCCAACUCAUCUCGUGGAGAAGUUCCAUAAAUGCGAUGCUGAAGACGCGAAGGCUAUUGAAGAGCAUAAAGUCAAUUAAACUCAGCCAUUCCAAAUGUAUUGGAGGAUGUCACUGCGACAUUUCUUCCAUUUUUUGAUUUCUUUAUUGUUGUUGCAAAUUCUUUAUCGAACGUUACAUAUUUCUCAGUUGCAUGUUUAGCGUGUAGUCUACAUUGUCUUCGUUUUCUAUCAAAAAGUUACUUAUUCUAUUGAUAACUUGGUGUAAAUUUAGUGGUUUUGCCAUUAUUGGUGUUGUGCGGCUUUAAAUGGAUUGUUGUCCAGUGCCAACUAUAUUCAUAUUUGAUAUCGAUGUUCGUUUGACAACUAUCUUUUUGUAAUGAGCUUCUACAUUGACUUGUAAUAUUUAUGAAAUAUUCACAGCACAAGUCUACAUUCUCAUGAGAUCGGAGAAUAUCAGCAUUAGGAUAUUUACUUUAGUCUUUGUAUUUUUACAAAAAAUCACGACAUACUUUUUGAUAAAGUUCAACUUAUUUAGAUUGAAUCAGAAAAGGAGAGGACAUAGCAUGAUAUUUUCGGUUGUAAAAAGUGGAUAAUUUAUAUAUUUUCCACCCUCCUAUCCCUUACACUCGACAUUUGAGUCUUUUAAAAAAAGGGGCACAGCUUUACAAGAAUAAUAAAACAAAAACAAACAUUAAGGAUUCUAUACAACAGUCUCUUUUAUGAAACUCUUUCAACAGAAGAAUGCGGUAUACAAAUACCACCAAAAACAAGUAAGACUUUUAGAAAGUCUCUUUCAUCAGAACACGGUAUACAAAAAAUACCACAUAAAACAAUGUUCUUAGCUUACCAUUGCAGUACGCUGGCAUCACGAUAACAUUUUAUCAUUUCAGACAAUAUUAUAAUAAUAAUAUAUCAUUUAACACAGUAAUAUUUUGAUAAAGAGUUUUUGACUGUUGAACAACUGUGCUAAUCGCAGAACUUUUGAUGUGCGUAUCAAAUUGUUGAGUCAUUUCUCAGUGUCGUCUAAUUAUCCUUGAAACGAAGGAAUUUUGAGCUUCUUCCACUUACUGCUUUAUCAGAGAUGAUGAUGUGCGACUGGAUGCACAGGAAAAGUCAUCCGUAAAGAAAUCAUUUGACAUGAAAUAAUCAGACAGGUUUCUGGUAUGUCCGCUCUUAUAAAAGUUUCAGGUUACUGGCAAAUCUCCCCAUGAAUUUAAUCGAAUAUCAGAAUUAUAUAUUAGAUAUAUCUCUAAAAUAUCCUCGUUUAAUAAAAUAAUACUGUGUGAUCGGUGUCUAUGAUUUGACCUUCAAAUUCAAAAUUAUCUUAGAAGUAUGAUAAGAGUUGAAAUGAUUUUUUUUUAUUGGAGCCAAAUUUAAUCUCCUAAAAAGUUACCUCUAUUGUUGACUAAUAAAAAGUAUGCUAAUAGCAUUCAGGCUACAAGGUAUAUAUUUAUGUCUCAAUCCUACAUUACCUGCACUGGUAUGCAGAUGCAUGAAGCUGUUUUGAAUUUAACAAACCUUUCUA